AUGCUUCGUGAGCCUAUGCGUCGGGAUACCAGCCAAAAUAAACACAGCAACUACUGGAAUCGACUCGCCAUAAGACCUGGGAAAGCAAGGCAAUUGUACGGCCAGUAUCGAUUUCCCCCGCAGAAGCCAAGACGCUUGCAGGUUGUCCUGAAGCAAGUGGUUGGAACACCGUUUAGCAGCCGUGUUCUAUCCACAGCGGAAGAUGAGAUAGUUAGUCUCAUGGUAAAAGUCAGCUCCAGUAGCCAGACUGAUCAGGCUGGCUCAAUAAUCGAAUUGCGAGAUAAACUCAAGGCACUGCUUAGCCCUUGGGUGUCCAUCUAUCUCCAAAGCAUAGCUAGCCGUCUUCUAGACCCCCAGGUUGCUCUUACAUGGCACGCAGCCGAGAACAAUUGCAAGCAAUUCUGCGAGUCUUUACUAGACUAUCAGCUUUUCGGGCCCCUUGUGUCCCGACCUUCAGUCGUCCCUCCGGGCAAUGGCCCAAUCCAACCCCUAUAUCGGGUGAGCUUCCUAUGUCGCCCUGGUAUAUUCACACAACCUCCCUUCACCACCCCAGAGACCAUCACCGACGUCCCGUAUGGGCUGACGGAGGAGUAUCUCCGCCGAUUCUGGUUUGGGUGCUCUAACGGGCCCAACCUGAUUGACUCUCUGCAAGAGUACUGGUUUGACUGGGCCGGAUUCAACAUGAACAUAUACCGCCAUCAACACCUCUUCCCCUGGGAUUGUACUGAAGCACUGUUUAGAUACCCGGGAAAAUGUGGGGAGUGUAAUCUGGCCAAACAUCUCUGGGCCUUCCCCUUUGAUUCCUGGUCCAUCAUCGCACUCCAUCUCUCACAAGACAGAUACAUGUACCCAAGAAACGUGACGGCCGCAGGCAAAGACGAGGAUGUGGCCUGGACGGAGAACCGUCUAGCACUCCUCAAUGCACUGGAUAUCCUAUGCACUGGGGCGACGGCCAUGUCCCAAGAACCGCUGUUCCACAAAGCCACAGAAUGGCUGCACACACAGACCGAUCUGACGGUCGAACGGGUCAGGAUGGGUGGGAUCCAUCGGGCGCAGCCGCGCAGCUACGCACUGGAGAAGCGCCGGCCCUCCGAGUUCUUCAUUGCCUGGCCAUACGUGUCAAGAAAACAACGCAAACAACAUUACGAGCAAGUGCGAGAACUCUUUCGGUCGCCCGAAAUACAGUGGGACCUCUACGGGACGGACUGGUGGUAUGCUGAACAAGAUAAUGAUUAUUAUCAAUUUCCACCCAUUCCUCACCCCAUUUCUCACCCAGCCGCCAUAUGGCCCUUUACACCAGUUCAAGUGAUCCCACUGCGCAAACAUUUCAUUCCAAACGCCGGUUUUACACCGUCAAGCGGUAGUCCUGACUCUCACGGGGCCUGUGGCACACAGAGCACAGCGGCUGCUUGUGGGUCGAACUGUGGGAGUUGUGACGGAGGGGGAUGUGGUGGAGGGGGAUGUUCAGGAGGAUGUGGCGGCGGCGGGUGCGGCGGUGGGAGUGGUGGAGGUGGGGGUGGCGGAGGAGGCUGA
Penicillium riverlandense is the source of this 1533-nucleotide messenger RNA. RefSeq lists its product as uncharacterized. The transcript has a single exon. Lineage: Eukaryota; Fungi; Ascomycota; Eurotiomycetes; Eurotiales; Aspergillaceae. The coding region runs from base 1 to 1533 and encodes 510 amino acids. The record is from RefSeq and is a predicted model, not a curated record.